UCAGUUGCGCUUGAACUCUGACAUCCUUUGCUCACAAUGACCGACUGGCGCAAACGUGGCCAGGACAAGGCCCAGUCCGUCUUGGACCUCAUCCCUCCCGAGUGGCGGCUCACCAGCUUGCCUGCGAUCGAGCAACAGCGAGACAUCACCGGCGCGUACAUGCGGCAAUUUUUGAACGAGCACGAGGCGCGAAUCACCGAGAGCGAUGCCAUCGACAUCGUGAAGAAGUGCGCCAAUGGGACCUGGAGCAGUGUGGAAGUCACCAAGGCCUUCUGUCACCGAGCUGCCAUCGCACACCAACUGCUCAACUGUCUCCAUGAAAUCUUCUUUGAUGCCGCCAUCGCGCAAGCAGAAGCGCUGGAUGCGUACUAUGCCACACACAAGAAACCGGUAGGUGUGCUGCAUGGCCUCCCCGUCUCGCUGAAAGACCAGUUCCAUGUCCGCGAUGUCGAGACGAGUAUGGGAUAUAUCGGCUGGCUCGGCACGUUCCAAGGCCAAAAAGGCACCGGCAAAGGGAAGAAGUUUGAAUCGGAAAUGGUCAAGGAGUUGCGAUCACUCGGUGCAGUCUUGUAUGUGAAAACCAGUGUUCCGCAUACGUUGAUGUGCGGUGAAACUAUCAAUAACAUCAUCGGCUACACAUACAAUGCAAAGAAUCGCUUGUUAUCAGCGGGCGGAUCUAGCGGUGGCGAAGGUGCUCUGAUUGGAGCUCGAGGGAGCGUCGUUGGGUUCGGGACAGACAUUGGCGGCUCUAUCAGACUGCCCAGUGCUUUCAAUGGCCUGUAUGGUCUUCGGCCCAGUACCGGACGAUUGCCAUAUGAAGGCAUGGCCAACAGUAUGGAUGGUCAGAACUCGGUUCUGAGUGUAGUGGGCCCUCUCUCGACCAGUGUCGAUGGGCUGAAGCUCGUCACACAGGCGAUCUUGAGCACCAAGCCAUGGCUACACGACCCUUUGACACACGAGAUUCCCUGGAGAAGCGACGCAGAGCUCGCAGUGUCUGAUCCCGUACGACGACUGAGCAACACACUCACUUUUGCCGUGAUCCGUCAUGAUGGAGAAUGUGCUCCCAUGCCACCUGUCGUCCGAGCUGUGAAUAUGGCUGUCGAGGCCAUGACAGGAGCUGGACAUCAGGUCAUUGACUGGCAACCGACGCCAACACACAAGGACGUUGUUGAUAUUGGGGUCACUUGUUGGGGUUUUGAUGGUGGCCAAGACUGUACCAAAGACUUUGAGCUAUCCGGCGAAGAGGCAGCUCCGCAAACUUUGGUCACGCGAGCGCCUCAAGCGAGCGCUACGGACAUCAUGACGGCAAACGUCACUAAAAGAGACCUUCAGAAGCAAUACAUGGAAUAUUGGAAUAGUACCGCAGGGCUCACAGAUACUGGACGACCCGUGGACUGCAUCAUUGCGCCUGUUGCGCCAUUCCCGGCUCCACGGCCAAGCCUCUUCACAUAUUACGGAUACACGGUUUGGGUCAACGUCUUAGACUACACGAGCGUCGUGAUUCCUGUCACGAACGUCGACAAGAGUAUUGAUACCAAGGCCGAGAACUUCCAGGCAGUCAAUGACAUGGAUCAGAAGACUCAGGAUGCGUACGAUCCCGAGAUUUACGAUGGGGCUCAUGUGUCCAUUCAGCUCGUGGGAAGGAGGCUGGAAGAGGAAAAGAUGCUAGCCAUUGCAAAGUAUGUGGCCGAGACAAUCCAUGGAAAAGCACCUCGAUGAGCUAGCCCUAGCCGGGCACCCUCAUCCUCAACGAGAGUGAAGAUAUACGUACCCAC
This is a messenger RNA of Sphaerulina musiva SO2202, 1775 nucleotides long. Its product is annotated as amidase. Lineage: Eukaryota; Fungi; Ascomycota; Dothideomycetes; Mycosphaerellales; Mycosphaerellaceae. The record is from RefSeq and is a predicted model, not a curated record. The transcript has 9 exons. The coding region runs from base 37 to 1719 and encodes 560 amino acids.